CCUCUUAGGUUUGUUUUUGUUGUUUACCCARAGUUUUCCGUAUUAACCUAAAAAACGCUUGAUYSGUGUGGUGCACGUUUGGUGCUUAAAUUUAGUGAAUACUAUACUAAUCUCCGAUUCUUCCGGUGAGAGCCCCAAUUAUUCCUUGGUCGUUUCUUGCAUUGCAUGUUCUUUUCACGUCUCGCAUUAAUUGCUUGAUCCUUUCCAGACCGGUUCUGAAGACUCUUGACUACAUCACCAAAAAUGGCUUUUGUUCUGGAUGCUGUUGGGGAUCGUCCAGAUGAUGCCCCAAACAAUCAGUUGUUCUCUUUGAACAAUGAUAGUUCGACAAUUGCAAAGCCUUCCUCAGUGGAGGUGAGAAGAAAAUUGAGAGACGCAAUCUUUUCCUUCUCAGAUUCUACUGAGGGAUUAGCAGAGUACAAGAAGCGUCUCUUUGAACUGAAUGGCAACACAAGCCCGGCUCAAAGUCACGCAAACGUGCCUAAAAAACAUAAACUAGUGAAGCCUUUGAUUCCGGAGACUUCGUUCGRGAUGAAAAAAGAUGAAAAUGCGCACAGUUACAGAAUCAAAAAACAGUUACAGUCUGAGGUGCAAAAAGCGCUAAGCAAAGCGGUUGUUACGCCCGACUUUGAGCAGCUGGCAUCUGUGCAUUCAUACGAGGUCUCAAAGAGGAAACUUCUGCGAGAGAGAAAGAAGGAAAAGGACAAGACCAAAGGCACUGGUUGGUUUGGAAUGCCAGCUACAGAAAUGACCGAUGAAGUCAAGAAUGACUAGGAAAUUGUACAAAUGAGAUCCGUCUUGGAUCCUAAACAUUUUUACAAGAAAAACGACUUGAAGGUUCUGCCAAAAUAUUUCCAGGUAGGGCUUUAUUUAGUUAUUGAUCAAUUCUAAUCGAGAAAACUUAACCAAGCGCU
Dendroctonus ponderosae (mountain pine beetle) is the source of this 914-nucleotide messenger RNA. RefSeq lists its product as uncharacterized. Gene Ontology annotation, biological process: RNA processing. The transcript has 5 exons. The record is from RefSeq and is a predicted model, not a curated record. Lineage: Eukaryota; Metazoa; Arthropoda; Insecta; Coleoptera; Curculionidae. Gene Ontology annotation, cellular component: nucleolus. Bases 244 to 774 code for a protein of 176 amino acids. Gene Ontology annotation, molecular function: RNA binding.